GUGACAGCCCUGACCGGAGGGGGAGCCCCGCCCCGCCCCCGGUGUCGAGGGACAGCCCGGCCGGUGAGGCGGGAAAUGGAGUCGCUGAGCGAGGUGGAGGUUGGGCCCUGCCGCCACUCCCGCUUCCUGCGCCCGCUGCGGGUUCACUACACUCAGAACGGUAUCCGGAAGGAAUGGGACUUCAUGAAAACACACGACAGUGUUUCAGUGCUGAUCUACCAUACCACGCGGGACUCCUUUGUGCUGGUCAAGCAGUUCCGUCCAGCUGUCUACAUGUGUGAGUAUGCACGGCAAGGUAUUCUGCCCUCAGUCGACACAACAUCCACUGAGGCAGAUCCCCGAACACGUACACCAGUGCAGCUCUUACCUGCCUCUGUUGGCAUUACAUACGAGCUUUGUGCUGGAAUUGUUGACAAGCCGGGUCUUUCACUGGAGGAGAUAGCCAAGGAAGAGAUUCGGGAGGAAUGUGGCUACAGGGUGCCGGUGGAAAGCCUGCAGAAAAUUACCUCAUACAGGUCGGGUGUUGGAUUGACGGGAUCCAAGCACACCAUGUUUUACGUGGAGGUUUCAGAUGACAUGCAUGUAGGAGCGGAUGGUGGGAAUCCCGAGGAGGGAGAGCUCAUUGAAGUGGUUCACCUCCCCCGGAAAGACUGGCAGACCUUUGUCUUCAACGAGUGCAUCCCAAAAACAGCAGGCGUGAAUUUUGCUUUCAUGUGGUUUCAGGACAGGAUUGCCCCCCGACUACAGGCCCCCAAUGUCUCUUGACUUCCUCGUGAUGGAGCAACAGGGGAGCGCAUCUCUCUGGAUUGUGGCGGAACCAACGAAAGCCGGCUUCCGUUUGUAAGGAGCACUCGGUGACAGGGCCUCCUGGCUGUAGGGGACUGCUUAAAAAUUAAACAAAGUUCACUUUAAAAUGUU
Messenger RNA from Pristis pectinata (smalltooth sawfish), 918 nucleotides. It is a transcript of the gene nudt14, whose product is annotated as nudix (nucleoside diphosphate linked moiety X)-type motif 14. The record is from RefSeq and is a predicted model, not a curated record. The coding region runs from base 76 to 765 and encodes 229 amino acids. Gene Ontology annotation, biological process: ribose phosphate metabolic process; nucleoside phosphate metabolic process. Gene Ontology annotation, molecular function: metal ion binding; UDP-sugar diphosphatase activity. NCBI's taxonomy places the organism in Eukaryota, Metazoa, Chordata, Chondrichthyes, Rhinopristiformes, Pristidae. The transcript is spliced from 5 exons.